AUGUCAGAUCUGGAUAUGAAUGGGCUAGCCCCUUCAAUCUACGUUUUAGGCCCCGACCACCAAGGCAACGAUUGGUAUGUCAAAAAUAUGCCGCGCUGGACCACAUCGAUGCAAGCCUAUUCAGCGGUUCUGAACCUCUCCUCAGUCGACUUUCGGAAACUUAAACGGGAGAUUACUUCGUUGCCGUUUGACCAGCAUAGCAUAAAAAGUGACCAGGACAAGCAGCGCUGGCAGGAAUGGGCUUCAGAGUUCUGUGAUACUCGUUUCGACGUGGCAAGCCUCGACGGGCAUCGCAAGAAAUGGUUGAUUCAAGCUAUCGUGUGGCUUAAACGUACGGAUAAUAGAUGUUCCAAAAGGAGAAAGGGAGUCAAGAACCGUGCAGCCCUAUCAGCCCCGAGCGAAGGGGAUGGCGCUCGUCCGCAAGUGAUGUGUCCCAACAGCUCAGGGGAUCCCAUUGAGAAGAAUCUUGUCGUCAGGUUUCUCAAAACUACCAAUGAGAUCGAGGAAGCACUACCGUGGUUUAACCUUCCGGACUUGAAAAUCCCCCAAAAAUCGUUGGGUCCUGCGUUCGUGAACUCAAUCGGGCCUACCCAGCAACCUGACAUCCACCAAGGACUCGUUCUGACACAAAUAGUGAAGCAACUUUACGAUGCCGAGGUUUCAGUCCACCCCUGGAAUGGUUUUCGCGAAGAUUUCGUGGGGCCGGAGGAGUCACAAAAAAUGAAAUCGAUGCUUUUAGACGACGAACAAAAUCUUCGCAGUACAAUCAUCGUGUUAAGUUGUGACGCUGCUAUAUGCGUUGAGUCAGGCAUGGACUUGCUAUAUUCCCGACUGGAACGAUUGCGGUCUUGUUACGGAGCUCGUGUGUGCGCCUUCCCUAGGCAGACUGAAGCUUUGCGAGCAAGAGCGAAGAUUAGAGACCUUCAAGCUCUAGACGAGUUAGCUCAUACUUACAAAUCUUGGCACCCUAUCACCUGCUACCCCGUGACGAAGUGCAGUCUUGAGGAUGCAGAGACAACCGUACAUAAGCACCAAGAAAGCUCUGGCGGCGAAUGUGUGCAGAUUAAGCAUAGGGGUGACAAUGGUAAAUUAACUUGCAUGAAGAAAGACAUUCCAGAACGAAAGAAACGCAAGAUGCAUGCAGAGGCCACGGAAGCCAAGCCCCUGUGGUUCCAUCAGGAGUUUAUCUCUACGUUUACAGACUGGGGUGAGUUUCGCGUCUUUAUCGUAACGAAACAAGAGCCUCACAGCCGCCGAGGUCUUGGGGGCAUGAUUGUGGCAAUUGCACAUACUGUAAACAGUACCACAGAUGAUGAUACGAUGCAUGUUGACCAGGCGACAAAUGCCACAUUUACUAGGAUUGGCUCUGGGCUUUGUCUCGAGGACUUGAAACACUUUGCGAUGAAAACUUUCAAUGGUCUUCGUGCACGAGACGACUGGAAGCAAACUUUUGAGUCGUUGGAGGUUGGCGUCCGUCUUGACGUUGCAAUCUCACCAAACUUCCCUAGAUCUUUCUUUGUGAACGAGAUUACUCGUUGGUAUUCAGCGGCUUUCUUUUCAGACGACAUUAUUGAUGUUUUUGGUGCUCUAAUUGGUUGA
Messenger RNA from Pseudogymnoascus destructans, 1599 nucleotides. RefSeq lists its product as uncharacterized. The transcript has a single exon. The coding region runs from base 1 to 1599 and encodes 532 amino acids. Lineage: Eukaryota; Fungi; Ascomycota; Leotiomycetes; Thelebolales; Thelebolaceae. The record is from RefSeq and is a predicted model, not a curated record.